AUGGCAGAAAAAGUAGCGGUCAUAGAUAAAGUAAAGCUAAGCCUGGUUUCCUGGUUUGAUAACAAUAAUGGGAAUCUUCUUUCUGCCUACGUUGGUAGUGAGCCUACAACAACAAAAAGGCGUUUAUUCGACAGAAUAAAAAAUAUGUUGACAUACCUUCUUCCCAUGCUCAUUCUGGGGACACCGACAUCUAGCCGAGGUGGUACUCCUAUGCCAGACUCUCCAGUACCCGCUAAAAGAGCACGACAGACCCCAGCUAGACACCACGAUAUGCCUUUGGAUUCGGUACGUUCUGAUACCAUUGGUCAUUAUCCGAUUUGGAAGAAGAACGCCCGGCAGUUAUGCCUAUAUGGUGUGAACUGGCGGUCGAGACACAACCUGCUGCCGUCAGGCACGGGAAGCGGCGAUCGUGCCGUAUCCGAAGCGUUAUCAAAACUACUACUCAAAUACCAGGGUGUGAAUUCCGAUGCGGGGGAUGGUACCAUGAGAGCAUUGGCGUCUGCAGCCAAACUGGUGCCAUACGACAGCGCCCUGUUCGUCGUAACAGAUCGGGGAGCGGCAGACCCUCAAAGAUUGCCGUUAGCUCUCAGAGUUCUCGUCGAGAAGAGACUCAAGGUGUACACAAUAUGGACAGAUCCUCAUCAUCCGUCUGCCGACUCCGAAACAGCUUUACACGAACUGAGAAAUGUCUCGACUCACACAGAAGGAGAUGUACUACCAUAUUCGUUACAAGUUAUGGACAUGGACUCCAGCAAUCUGGCAUCCGAAGCGGAGCUCCAGGAGUGGGAACCUUUAGAGCACGUGCAAACCAGACGCGGGAGGCUCAAUCCCGAAGUGGAACAGGAGAAAUUCGAAAAGUUAACCUCUAGAAACUUCCAGACGCUGCUGGUCAGGCGUGGGGGCGGUGAAGCCAUAUCCCUCGGUGUGCCGGUAGAGAACGGCGUCACAGCCCUCAAGAUAUUCAUAGAGGGAGCGGUGGAGCACGCCGUAUUGUACCCGCCAGAUGACGGGCCACAAAUCGACUUAUACAGCAAAGCUUCAGUGGAAGCGUUCUCCCCAUCAUCAAGAACUAUCGGAUUGAAUCCAAGAGACGUACUGCUGGUCUUCCCUGGAGCCAAUACCACCGAUACGCUGUCCGUCGUGCCCGCGUCAUCGCCGCCGGCCGAUUCGGGAAUGGUCGGCGUCUGGCAUCUGAGCAUUAGAUGUGACACUUGUGAUUACCGUCUCGGCAUUUCGGCCAGAGCGAAACUGCACUUCCGGAUAGAAGACGAACAGCCAGAUAAGCUCAGAUUCCGUACAACAGGACCAGUGUCCAGCAUCUGGGAGUCGGCCCUCAUAGAUGAAUACGGCACAGAGCUAGCCAAACUAUCUUACAGCUACCCACCGAUGGCGAGAGAUACAGACGGCGCAGGAGAAGAUCAGAACAAAGAACUGGUGGCUAAUAUCCAACUGCCAGACGUCAAAGGCUCCAGGGUAUACGCCAAAAUAGCCGGCAGAGAUGUCAAAGGCGACCCGUUCGUUCGUCUCGCGGGACCACUCAGGCAUCAGUCGGAGAUGCGCGCGGGCCGUUCGGCCGCCAUAGCCUUCCCCGAGACCGACAACGAUCUGGAGCUAGUGGAAAUGUCCAACUCGCGACUCUACAGUGAACGACUGCAGUACAACGACACAAAUGUACUUCCGUACAACAGAGCUGUAUCACAGGUGGUGAACCAGAGGGGUGCGCUCCUAACAGCUGUCCAGAUCGGACUAAGUACAAGACUUUAUGGAGCACCUGGAGACAGUUUACAACUACACUUCGAGGUGACCAACUUCAGGGAGCAGACGAUCAACUUCCGUUACGGUGCGGUGGGCGAGCAACGCUUCCUCACUGGGAUCAAUCCAACGAGAAGCAACAUUCCGUCGGGUAGAACUGAAAACAUCAUAGUGGGCGUCACAAUAUCUAACUCAGCUCAGCCUGGGGCGAGGGACUUCAUCACAUUCACAGCAUACGGUCUAGAACAGGUGUCGAUAUCCGCGUACGUGUACGUGAUCAACCCCGGGCAGACGAUGGAGGACGUGUGGGCGCCGGAGGUGCGCCACAACUUCCAGGGCUCGUGCAUCGGCAACACGGGGGAGGACUGCGCGCACCACGUGUGGGCCGCCACCAUCAUAGCCCGGGAUGCGGUGUCAGGUAACUUAACUGUCCGACAUUCGGUGUCAGGUAACUUAACUGUCCGGGAUGCGGUGUCAGGUAACUUAACUGUCCGGGAUGCGGUGUCAGGUAACUUAACUGCCCGGGAUGCGGUGUCAGGUAACUUAACUGUCCGGGAUGCGGUGUCAGGUAACUUAACUGUAACUGCCCGGGAUGAGUUGUCAGAUAACUUAACUGUCCGGGAUGCGGUGUCAGGUAACUUAACUGUCCGGGAUGCGGUGUCAGGUAACUUAACUGUCCGGGAUGCGGUGUCAGGUAACUUAACUGUCCGGGAUGCGGUGUCAGGUAACUUAACUGUCCGAGAUUCGGUGUCAGAUUACUUAACUGUCCGAAAUUCGGUGUCAGGUAACUUAACUGUCCGAGAUGCGGUGUCAGGUCUCCUGCGUCUGUCAUCGUCACCUGUAGGCCUGACUUACGACAGCAACUUCGUGUCCGGCUCCAGGGAGGAGGUGGUGGCCACGUACAGGGCCACUUGCUGCGCCCCAAGACUCGUGGUCACCGCCGUGGACGCUAUGGGGAACGCUAAUAGCCACGUUGUAGACAUAUCAGGAUACAUCACAGGCGCUGGUAUUGCAGCCAUAGUACUCGGGGUUGUACUAGCUAUCGGUCUAAUAGCACUCAUAGUGUUCCUGAUAGCGUUCUGCGUCAGAAGGCGCAGGGAAUCAAGAGAGCUACCGUACUCUACAUCGAGUAGAAACAUAAGUUAAAAAAGAAACAUCUGCCAAUUUAUGGAUGACCCCUAACGCGAUAAACACACAAGUAUUUAUAGACAUAAUAAAUUAUGAUAGUAAAACUUAUUCAAAAUCGUCGUUUCUAUUUUUUUAAUAAAAAAAAUAAGGGUCUUCGCACAUUACACCGACUCAACGUCGACUACACUCCGACUCCACAGGCAAUAUUAUACAUAUUUUACGUUUUUUUCAAUACAAAUUUAAAAUGAAAUAUUUUAUUCUUGCAAUCGGUUUUUUUUAAACUAUGGUUGAUGAUAUUGACUUUCUUAUCAAUUAUUCGGUCUCUAUUGCCACAAUUGUCAUGUCUACUAUUAUUUUAUAUAUAAACAAAAACCGGAGGAUGGAAGUUGAUUGACACGUGCCAAUAUAAUAUCACAAUAUAGUUUAUUAAUUG
This is a messenger RNA of Diatraea saccharalis (sugarcane borer), 3313 nucleotides long. Lineage: Eukaryota; Metazoa; Arthropoda; Insecta; Lepidoptera; Crambidae. The record is from the annotation of a GenBank genome assembly.